AUUGAAAGGAUCGGAUGUCGAUGGACGCUUAGGCAGCCGAUGAAAGAGAACAGCAGCCUGAGUUCGUCCAACACGGCCGCGACGAAUCAUUACAACGAUGAGGAGAUCGCUGUUACUAGCUGCAGGGCUUCAGCUCGUGCUGGCCACCGGCGGAUCUUGUUCCACAAGUUUGGUCACUAGAGAAGGACUAUUGAAGCUUAGCGAUGCCGAUUGGCAAAGUUCAGUGUCGAAAGGAGCCUGGCUGAUCGAGUUUUUCUCGUCGAAGACCAAAAGCUCCGAUUUCUUGCCUACUUGGGAGCAGCUCGUGAAGUACAAGGCAUCGCUGAGCACCGAUUACCCAAAUGCGCCAUUUAACUUCGCUCAAGUGGACUGCAGCAUUUCUACAGACCUCUGUGUUGGGGAAGGAAUUACGGAAACGCCCAGACUCUUUACAUAUGUCGAGGGCAGCAAGAGCAAAACGCAAUAUCAAGGCAAACGCGAAUAUCUCGACCUUGUCAGCUACGUUGACCGCGAAGCUGCAGCGUUCCGAAAAUUAAAGGGCGUCUCUGAUGAACCUCAUCCAUUACCAUCGUCGAAACCUGCCACUUCUGCUAAGUCGCCUGCUGCUGGAGACGCAGCAGGAGCCUCACCCGCCGCUCCACCUCCACCAGCACCUACUGCGCCAAUUGGCCCGGUAAGCCCGAAUCAAGCCGGCACCUUGACCAAGUUUGGCAGCCCGCCCAUUCCUGACGAUGCUGCUCUGGAACGUUUCCUCUCAAAAGAGAGCAGGCAAGGCCCAUCCUUUGUCAAAUUCUUCGCGCCAUGGUGCCCGCACUGCAAAGCCAUGGCUCCGGCAUACCAGAAACUCUCUGAGACUCUGAAAGGCAAGGUUAAUGUCAUCGAGGUGGACUGCGUAGCGCACAGGGAGACUUGCGUCAAGUAUGGCGUGCAGAGCUUCCCGACGCUCAGGAUGUUCAACAAUGGGCGCGCCACAGAGUACCGCGGAGGUCGCAGUCAUGAGGCGAUGCUCGAGUGGGCAAUCAAGGCGGGCAGCAAUAGCGGGCUGAAGGAAAUCGGUCAUGAUGACAUUGAACGCAUUGCAAAGGACCAUGAUGUGUACUUUCUGUACCUCUUCUCGCCUGAGACGCCGCAAAGAGAGCAGGACAUCGUCGAGGAAGCAUCGUCCUUCCUGAUGAGCAAACAGACAUACGCUUUCCGCACGUCUGAUGCAACGCUUAUCCAACGCUACGCCUCCUACUUGCACGUCAGCAAGAGCUCGAGUCCAGCCAGUGCCGGCGCCCAAUCGGGUCUGCUCGUAUUCAAGGAUCAUAACCAUGAAGUUCCCGUCAGCAGGUUUUACCCAUCUUCUAUCAGUAGCACGCUAAGCGACGAGAAGGCGGUCCAGCAGGUCGCAGCUUGGCUGAACGCUGAGCGAUUCCCAACUGUCUCCGAGCUCAUUGGAACUACGUUUGCUGAUGUCAUUUACAAUGACGCAAAAGCACUCGUCGUGCUUGCGGCACUCUCAGACGUGCACCAUGGUGGCAAUGUUGUCGGCACGGGGUCCGGUUCAGAGGAGCGGGCGCUUGAGUUGAAACUAUUCGAAAAACUCGCUCGGAAAUGGCGCAGCUCCUCACAUCCAAAGGUCAAAGAGAAGAUACUUUUUGCAUGGAUCGAUGCCGACCGAUGGGCGACUGCGAUCAAGACCUACUACAAGAUCCGCCCCGUGGAUGUUCCCCAGGUCGUGCUCGUUGAAGGCAGCCGGCUGCAAUACUACGAAUUGCCGUCGGACUCUCCCGCUGCAGCGCGCGGCAGGCCGUGGCUGGACGAGGCGUCGCUCUUCCAUGGGAUUGAGGCCGUGUCGCAGGGGCGGGUGCGAGCGAAAAGCAGCAAGACCUACAUUGACAGGGGCUUUGAGGUUGCAGGCGGGGCCGUAGCAUCGAUCGUCGUGACCGUUUCAAGGCACCCAUGGCUCAGCUUGGCGCUUUUGGUGGUCUUUGCCGCGGCCUUCUUCUCGUUCUUGCGCCGCGUGGCGGCGAAUACGCAGAAAGAUCGACAGCCGCUUUUGCCAACUGCUUCGAACUGCAAGUUGGACUGAUACCUUUAUAACCUUUUCAAGUGCGAAUGGCCAGGGUUACCACGUAUGCAUCUUGAAGCCCAAUGAAAGUACACAUCUGGCACACCUGCCUUGUCACGGCCCUUCGGGGUCCGGCAGGGCUUAUAAGCGUCAGAGCGGACCCAAAGGCGGAAGAGAUGGCAUACCAUCUUGCAUCGCUCCACUUAUCCAGACCGAGCUCCUUAAAUAAACAAAGACAUUGCGGAAGCAC
Tilletiaria anomala UBC 951 is the source of this 2303-nucleotide messenger RNA. Its product is annotated as thioredoxin-domain-containing protein. Bases 98 to 2074 code for a protein of 658 amino acids. Gene Ontology annotation, cellular component: endoplasmic reticulum. The record is from RefSeq and is a predicted model, not a curated record. Gene Ontology annotation, molecular function: protein disulfide isomerase activity. NCBI's taxonomy places the organism in Eukaryota, Fungi, Basidiomycota, Exobasidiomycetes, Georgefischeriales, Tilletiariaceae. The transcript has 5 exons.